AUGGGGGAAACAACGUUGGUGUGUGCCGGCACCGAGAACAAGCUGAGCUCCCUCUCUGACCUGGAGCAGCAGUAUCGGGCCCUGCGCAAGUACUAUGAGAACUGCGAGGUAGUUAUGGGCAACCUGGAAAUCACCAGCAUUGAGCACAACCGAGACCUCUCCUUCCUGCGGUCUAUCCGAGAAGUCACAGGCUAUGUUUUGGUGGCUUUGAAUCAGUUUGAAUACCUGCCAUUGGAGAACCUGCGCAUCGUUCGUGGGACCAAACUCUAUGAAGAGCGAUAUGCUUUGGCGAUAUUUCUUAACUACAGAAAGGAUGGUAACUUUGGACUCAGGGAACUUGGCUUGAAGAACUUGACAGAAAUACUGAAUGGAGGGGUGUAUGUUGGCCAGAACAAAUUUCUUUGCUUCGCAGACACCAUUCAUUGGCAGGAUAUCGUGCGUAACCCCUGGGCCUCCAACUUCACUUUGGUUCCAACAAAUGGCAGCUCAGGAUGUGGUCGAUGCCACAAGUCCUGCACCGGCCGAUGCUGGGGACCCACAGAGAACCACUGCCAGACCUUAACGAAGACAGUGUGUGCAGAGCAGUGUGACGGACGGUGCUAUGGGCCUUACGUCAGCGACUGCUGCCACCGGGAAUGUGCUGGAGGCUGUUCCGGACCUAAAGACACUGAUUGCUUUGCCUGUAUGAAUUUCAAUGAUAGUGGUGCAUGUGUCACGCAGUGCCCCCAGACUUUUGUAUACAAUCCUACCACCUUCCAACUGGAGCAUAAUCACAAUGCCAAGUACACCUAUGGGGCUUUUUGCGUCAAAAAGUGCCCACACAACUUUGUGGUAGAUUCCAGCUCUUGUGUCCGCGCAUGUCCAAGCUCCAAGAUGGAGGUUGAAGAAAAUGGUAUUAAGAUGUGCAAGCCCUGCACUGACAUUUGUCCUAAAGCAUGUGAUGGCAUUGGAACAGGGAGUUUAGUGUCAGCUCAGACGGUGGAUUCCAGCAACAUUGACAAGUUCGUAAACUGUACCAAGAUCAAUGGCAACCUUAUCUUCCUUGUUACUGGGAUUCAUGGGGACCCGUAUCACACAAUUGCCGCAAUCAAUCCAGAGAAAUUAAAUAUCUUCCAAACAGUGAGAGAGAUAACAGGGUAUUUGAACAUACAGUCAUGGCCUGAGAAUAUGACAGAUUUCAGGGUGUUUUCUAACUUGGUUACUAUCGGUGGAAGAGCUCUCUAUAGUGGCCUUUCCUUACUCAUCCUAAAGCAACAAGGCAUUACCUCUCUGCAGUUUCAGUCCUUGAAGCAAAUCAGUGCUGGCAACAUCUACAUAACAGACAACAGCAACUUGUGCUACUACCACACUGUCAACUGGACCAGCCUCUUCAGCACACCCAGUCAAAAGACGGUGAUUCAUCGAAAUAAAAAGGCAGAGAACUGCACUGCCGAUGGAAUGGUGUGUAAUGAGUUAUGCUCAAGUGACGGCUGUUGGGGGCCAGGGCCAGACCAGUGUCUCUCCUGCAAGCGCUUCAUCAGGGGAAGGACCUGCAUAGACUCUUGUAACCUGUAUGAUGGGGAAUUUCGAGAAUUUGCAAAUGGUUCUGUCUGUGUGGAAUGUGAUCCCCAGUGUGAAAAGAUGGAAGAAAACAUGAUCACGUGCUAUGGGCCGGGACCUGACCACUGCACAAAGUGUUUCCAUUUUAAGGAUGGUCCAAAUUGUGUGGAAAAAUGUCCUGAUGGCUUACAGGGGGCCAACAGCUUCAUUUUCAAAUACGCUGAUGAGGAUCGUGAGUGCCAUCCAUGUCAUCCAAACUGCACCCAAGGGUGCAUAGGGCCACGUAUUGAGGACUGCAUCGGCCUGAUGGAUAGGUGUAGAGGUCCCGCUAGUCAUGACUGCAUUUACUAUCCAUGGACACGACAGUCCACUUUACCACAACAUGCUAGAACCCCUCUGAUUGCUGCGGGAGUUAUUGGUGGCCUCUUCAUCAUCGUCAUUGUGGCCCUGACAUUUGCCGUGUAUGUUCGGCGCAAAAGCAUUAAAAAGAAGAGAGCAUUGCGAAGAUUCCUGGAGACCGAGCUUGUGGAACCCUUGACUCCAAGCGGCACAGCUCCCAACCAAGCACAGCUUCGUAUCCUGAAGGAAACUGAGCUGAAACGAGUCAAGGUUCUUGGCUCUGGAGCCUUUGGAACUGUAUACAAGGGUAUUUGGGUCCCCGAGGGAGAAACUGUAAAGAUUCCUGUGGCCAUUAAGAUCCUUAAUGAGACCACUGGUCCGAAAGCCAAUGUGGAGUUCAUGGAUGAAGCUCUUAUCAUGGCCAGCAUGGACCACCCGCACCUGGUGAGACUCCUGGGUGUCUGCUUGAGCCCAACCAUUCAACUAGUCACUCAGCUGAUGCCUCAUGGCUGCCUGUUGGAUUACGUUCAUGAACAUAAGGAUAAUAUUGGCUCCCAGCUUCUGCUAAACUGGUGUGUCCAAAUAGCUAAGGGAAUGAUGUACUUGGAAGAGAGGAGACUUGUCCACCGGGACUUGGCAGCCCGUAACGUCUUGGUGAAAUCACCAAACCAUGUGAAGAUCACUGACUUUGGCUUGGCCAGACUUUUGGAAGGGGAUGAGAAGGAGUAUAAUGCUGAUGGAGGGAAGAUGCCAAUUAAGUGGAUGGCUCUGGAGUGCAUACACUACAGGAAAUUUACCCAUCAGAGUGAUGUCUGGAGCUACGGAGUCACUAUCUGGGAGCUUAUGACCUUUGGUGGGAAGCCAUACGACGGAAUCCCAACUCGAGAGAUCCCUGACCUCUUGGAGAAGGGAGAGCGGUUGCCACAACCUCCAAUCUGCACUAUUGAUGUUUAUAUGGUGAUGGUGAAGUGCUGGAUGAUUGAUGCUGACAGUCGGCCAAAAUUCAAGGAGCUGGCUGCUGAAUUCUCUAGAAUGGCUCGAGAUCCUCAGAGAUACCUAGUAAUUCAGGGAGAUGAUCGUAUGAAGCUCCCAAGCCCAAAUGACAGCAAGUUCUUCCAAAACCUUCUCGAUGAGGAAGACCUGGAGGAUAUGAUGGAUGCUGAAGAGUAUCUUGUUCCUCAAGCCUUCAACAUCCCUCCUCCCAUCUACACCUCCAGGACAAGAAUUGAUUCCAACAGGGUCAUGAUGUCGAAAUUUCCUUGCACACCCUUGCUGACAAGCAAAAUGAACCAGUUUGUGUAUAGAGAUGGUGGCUAUGCUGCAGAAGUGCCGAUGCCGUACAGAGCUCCUGGCUGCAUAAUACCAGAAGCCCCAGUUGCUCAAGGGGCCACAGCAGAGAUCUUUGAAGAUACUUGCUGUAAUGGCACACUACGAAAACAAGUGGCAACCCUAGCAAAAGAGGACAGCAGCACCCAGAGGUACAGCGCGGAUCCCACCGUCUUCAUACCCGAGCGGGUUGUCCGGGGAGAGCUGGAUGAGGACGGGUACAUGACGCCGAUGCGAGACAAACCUAAAACAGAUUACCUAAACCCAGUGGAAGAGAACCCAUUUGUUUCCCGACGGAAGAAUGGAGACCUUCAAGCUGUGGACAACCCAGAGUAUCACAACGCUCCGAACGGGCAGCCCAAAGCAGAGGAUGAGUACGUGAAUGAGCCAUUGUACCUCAACACUUUUGCAAACACCUUGGAAAAUGCUGAGUACCUGAAGAGCAAUUUGCCGGAGAAAGCCAAGAAGGCCUUUGACAACCCAGACUACUGGAAUCACAGCCUGCCCCCACGAAGCACCCUCCAGCACCCGGACUACCUGCAAGAGUACAGCACAAAAUACUUUUACAAACAGAAUGGACGGAUCCGGCCCAUUGUGGCAGAGAAUCCUGAAUACCUCUCUGAGUUCUCCCUGAAGCCUGGCACUGUGCUGCCCCCGCCGCCCUACAGACACCGAAAUACGGUGGUGUAG
This is a messenger RNA of Gavia stellata (red-throated loon), 3894 nucleotides long. It is a transcript of the gene ERBB4, whose product is annotated as erb-b2 receptor tyrosine kinase 4. Gene Ontology annotation, cellular component: signaling receptor complex; basal plasma membrane. Lineage: Eukaryota; Metazoa; Chordata; Aves; Gaviiformes; Gaviidae. Bases 1 to 3894 code for a protein of 1297 amino acids. The record is from RefSeq and is a predicted model, not a curated record. The transcript is spliced from 29 exons. Gene Ontology annotation, molecular function: epidermal growth factor receptor binding; transmembrane receptor protein tyrosine kinase activity; ATP binding. Gene Ontology annotation, biological process: cell surface receptor protein tyrosine kinase signaling pathway; protein phosphorylation; positive regulation of kinase activity.